Perca flavescens (yellow perch) is the source of this 4335-nucleotide messenger RNA. It is a transcript of the gene vstm2b, whose product is annotated as V-set and transmembrane domain containing 2B. The transcript has 4 exons. The coding region runs from base 1529 to 2431 and encodes 300 amino acids. The record is from RefSeq and is a predicted model, not a curated record. Gene Ontology annotation, cellular component: membrane. Lineage: Eukaryota; Metazoa; Chordata; Actinopteri; Perciformes; Percidae.
GUUUAGUUCCCACACGUGUCAUGGUGAAAUAUUGCUGUACGGCUGUUCUAUACAUGUCGGAUCCUUGGAGUAGCACGUCCUUUUACAAAAAAGAAAACUGCUUGGAGUGAACUCUUCAAUAAAUCUCCAACUCAAGAAGACGUCAAACCAGCUUCAUUCAUUUUCCUUGUUCGCUAUCUGCCUAAGCAUUGUUAGGACACAACUGCUAGGACAGAAUAGUCGAUGAAGCGAUCUUUUAAAGACGUCACAGCGACAUAGGCUAUAUGUGCUUACUGGGUGUAUAUAGCCUAUUAUUAUUUUUUUAUGUAUUUAUUUGUUAUUUUUUCCACGUUGCUUAUUGAAGUACAGUAUUUGUUUUUCAUCUUAAUUGAGAUCAUAAUUAUCCAGUUUCCUUUCAUUAUUAUAUCAGCUGUAUUUACUCUUGUCUUUCUUAUUGUACUGUUGUUAUCUUUUCUGUGCUUUGGCAACACAGAUCUAUUGAUUUUGUCAUGCCAAUAAAGCAAAUUAAAAUCGAAAAAAAAUGUGUGUGAGAGAGAGAGAGAGAGAGCUCAGAGGGGGAGGGGCGCCCAGAGACCUCUGUUGAUCGCGCCUCCUCGCGAUGCGCUCGCGCUCACACCAACCGGGAAGCCUCUGGGUCUGACAGCUGGCGUACGGACUGGGGAACCAUAAACACUGACGGAAGGACGAGCGGCUCUUCCCAGAAAUUAUCCCUGUUUGUCAGCGUCAGGAGGUGUCCUCCGUGUCUCCUCUGCGGCUUUUGCUCCCUCUCUCUCUCACACACACACACACACACACACACACACACACACACACACACACAGAGGAUGGUUAUGUGAUAGGUUGGAGCAGAGCCCGGGGGUCUGAUGAUGAUGAUAAGGAUGAAGAGCAGGUUUCUGCCGCUGACCGGGAAGUUCCAGCCGACGCUCAGUGCGGAAUAAAGGAGCCCCGUUUUCACUGAGGGAUUAAUUCACUUCUUUGAUUGUAGAAUUCCUCCUUUCUUCUUGUUUCUUGGCUAAAAUGGGCUUUUCAUUCUGCGGGCGGUAGCCUACAUGUUGCCGGGCUGACGGAUGGGGAUCUUCUAUGGCCAUAUCUGGACUGAUUAGAGUUAACAGGACGCAACAUAUCCAGGUCAAAUGAGCGUCUAAUGUGUGCUGAGUGUGACAUGGGGAAUACGGGACUAUUCAGCCUCCUUUAUUACUUCAUUCUCAACUGGCCCUUUAUGAUUUGUGCAAAUGGUAAGUGAACCCCAGAAAGGAAGCAAAUGGAGAAUGAUAAAAAAGCUUUUAGAAAGCUUUAGUUUAAAAUCAAUGGCAGCAUGUGUGCAGGAUUAAACCUCUCCUGCUGUGUCGAAACUAAGCCUGUGCAAUUUUUUUCCUGCAUUGAUUUGAAUAGUGGAGCAUUGUAGCAAUAAAAACAGUUCAACAUUAAAAAGCAAACACAGAAUGAGCCAGCUGUGCCACAUCACAGCAUCAUGAAAGAAUGGCAGAUUGUCAGUCAUGUGCUGUAAUAAAAGCUUUUCAGAGUAUUAAUGACAGUUAAUUGGGAGGACAGGAGGAGUGUGCAUGGAUGGCCACACCAUGGACUGUCUCAGGCUUAUAGUAUGAAAGGUGUAUCACACUGCCAUCCCACUCAUUCAUUAGUGCUUCUGCCUCUCUCCCCAUUGCUCUUAUAUACCAAAGCUGCAUUUACCGAGGUCCCUAAGGAUGUCAGUGUGGGGGAGGGCGAGGAUGUGGAGAUGCCCUGCGCCUUCAAGGCGCUCAGCUCAGCGCCCAUGUCUCUGGAGAUCCAGUGGUGGUACCUGAAGCACGCUGGGCCCAAAGAUCUGCCUCAAGAGCUGCAGAUCAGCUCGCCGGCCAACACAGCACAGGUCGUUCCAAGGGAAGCCACCAAAAUAAGUACUGUGCGUGUUCAGGGCAACGCCAUCUCACACCGCCUCAGCCUGUCCCGGGUGAAGAAGGAGGACGAGGGCGUGUACGAGUGCCGCGUGUCCGACCUGUGGGCCGACGACGCCGACGCCACCGAGUUCACGGUCCGCGCCACGCUGCGGGUCACGCUGGGGGGGGGCGGCGGCAUGGUGGCGGAGGAGGCCGUGUCGCACAUCCAGAACCGCUGGCCGCUGAGGAGCAGCAACACAGCGCUGGGAGGGGCCGGUGCCGGGAGGGCCACCAUGGAGCCGGGCCGGGGGGGCCAGCGGGGGCUCGCCCCCGCCCCGGCCAGCUCCACCAGCAGCACCUCGCUGGCCAAGUCGUCAGCUUCAGCGCUGCCAGGGAGCGCUGCCAUCCUCCGGCAGCAGCUUGGAGCGGGUGAGUGGGGGGGGCUGCAGGUUGAUGUUUCUCUGUGUGUUGUGGUACAGGAUGCUUCGGUCCUUCCAUCAGUUGUAACGUUGAGGCCUCGCUGCCAUGUCAGACUGGACACCGCAUACUUCAAAUAAUCAUAUUGUCCUGUUAAUAUUCUGGAAUUAGUUAAUACUCACUGGAGUAUGGGAGAGAGUCUGUAAUAUUAUUGUGUUAUGUUCAUAUUUUAUCAUUCUGGCAUCAGUAGGGACUCUAGCUUUGUUCACAUUUGACAUCUACGUGUACAUGUACAGCUAUCAUAAAACACAUUUUCUCUGUUGCAGUAACAUGAUUCAGAUUUGGAGGCAGCGCUGCAUGUGAGAGCAGGAACAUUUCUGUAUGAUCCAUGUGUGCGCUCAUGUGUUGUAUGAAUUGUUGAUGAAGGCUCAGCUCAGUGUUCUCCAUUAUCUCCUUCUGAUCCUGCCACAGCUCUUUCACACCGUUCUAAUCUCUUUAGAUCAGGAGAGCAUUUUGGUGGACAUAUGUAUGAAGGUGUAAGACCUAUGUCCUGCCAGCCGCUUGGCAGACGGCACGGGGAAGAAUGAGGGUUGGGGGGCGGGGGGGUUAGCUCUUGUUCCUGCCCCAGUUCUGUUCUAUGAAGCGUACUCGUGAAUAAUAAAACUCAUGGUAGUGGAGUGAGCUGCGCUGCUGAUGAGAGCAGUCGCUCUGCCUCACACUGUCUGACACACGCCCACUGAUAAGGGACCUACAGACGCAGAUGCUGGGCUCGGCUUACAGCAACAUGUACCUCCGUGUGUGUGUGUGUGUGUGUGUUUCUCAGCUUUGAUCAGCCAUUCCCAAGGAGCAGAUAGGACUGAUGCUGCUGCAUGUGUGUGGAGCCUUUUAUUAGAGAUCAGAGGCGUAACAGUUGGGUUGGUACCCUGGUUUAGGAAUCACGGUUGGGUACAGCGGGGAAAAAAACUAAUGCAUAAAGACACACUUUUUUUAUUUAUUUAUUUUUAACAGACAGUAGUCCAAGUGUCAAAGACAGACCGUCCCCCUGCUGGGGUUUGGAUACAUUUUGCCCACUGACAGCUUUGGUAUGACGUUAUUAUUUCAUUUAAAAAAUGAGGACGAUUUCAAAUACCUCUGGAAACUGUUUUUAAUAUAGCCUACAGUAGUAGUGUAACAGACCGCCCCUAUGGUUUGGCAUGCAUGUGAACCGCGGAUUAAUUACAAACGUAACCAUCAUAGUGAAAUAGGAAUACAGUUUAGCUGCAGCUGUUAUGUGAACGGGGCUCAGCAGAGUCUCCCUGCAGCGGGACAGCACUGCCGAUCAAGCGCUUGAAUGUGGUGUUAAUGGGUAGGCCUACUCCCGUACAGCUCGCAGCAGUUGUUAAAACAGACUGUACUAAAACACGGAACUGGACUGCUGUUUAACGUGACUACGAAACGUUUUCAUAGGUUAUGAAACUGUCUCAUUUUAACGCAAGAAAUAGAGGAGACGCCGAAACUAUCGUUGCAGCGCCGUGGGCCGAAACGGCCAGAUUGGAUAACAUGGGCGGCGAAAUAAAAAUAGCCACGCUAUACUGGACAGCAGCCCGCCACGGACAGACGGCAGUCGGAGCUCUGGCGGAAGGCUGACAGCUCCGCACCCGUCUGGUACAGCCUGACUCUGCGAACGGAUAUCCCAUUAGCGCUAGCUUUACAGUGGAGCAUUGAGAUCCAGUCAAAUCAGCACCAUCCGCACAUGUAUAUAGGCCACUAUGCGGCUGGUGCUGAUUUGAACUCCUCUCUGAGUUCUGCUUACAGCAUGAAACAGAUUGGCGGUUCGAUCCCUGGCUCCUUCGGCCACAUGUCAAAGUAUCACUGAGAGCAAGGCGCUGAACCCAGAGUUGCUCCCUGGAAGCUGUAUGUGUAUGUGUCCACGGCCCCUAAUGCUUAGGAUGGGAUAAAUGGAGAGAUACUGUCAGGUGUAUGUGACGAUGAGAAUAAAGUUUGUAUUGUUUUGUUACCAGAAGAGAGUGGGCCUUUCUGAUUAGUUUGGUUUCGGUGUCCGGCU